Messenger RNA from Empidonax traillii (willow flycatcher), 4410 nucleotides. RefSeq names its product protocadherin gamma-A4-like. The record is from RefSeq and is a predicted model, not a curated record. NCBI's taxonomy places the organism in Eukaryota, Metazoa, Chordata, Aves, Passeriformes, Tyrannidae. Gene Ontology annotation, molecular function: calcium ion binding. Gene Ontology annotation, biological process: homophilic cell-cell adhesion. The transcript has 8 exons. Gene Ontology annotation, cellular component: plasma membrane. Bases 1 to 4410 code for a protein of 1469 amino acids.
AUGUGCUCGGCGGGGAGGCGCUGGGGCCGGCGGCAGCGAGUCCUGCUCUGGGGCGUCCUGCUGGCGGCCUGGGAGGCGGCGUGGGGGCAGCUGCACUACUCGGUGCCCGAGGAGAUGCCCAAGGGCUCGUUCGUGGGCGAUGUGGCCAAAGACUUGGGGCUGCAGCUGCCGGCGCUCAGCGAUCGGGGCGUUCGGCUCUUCGAUAAAGGUAGGACGCAGUAUUUUGCUCUGCAUGGGAAGACGGGACAUUUAGUGACGACCGAGAGGAUCGACAGAGAGCAGCUGUGCCGGCUGGUGGAGAAAUGCGUGCUGCGCUGUGAGCUGAUAGUGGAGGGAGAAAUGAAGGUUUACGGAAUCGAAGUAGAAGUCAAGGAUAUUAAUGACAAUGCACCCAGCUUCGGAGAAGCAGAAACUGAACUCCGAAUGAGCGAGACAACAGCCCCGGGGUCCCGGUUUCCACUUGCUAGAGCUCACGACCCCGACUCGGGACAGAAUUCCCUGCAGAGCUACGAGCUGAGCGGCGACGAGCACUUCUCGCUGGCCGUGCAGACGGGCCCCGGCGGGGAUCAGCGUCCCGAGCUGGUGCUGGCGAAGGCGCUGGACCGGGAGGAGGCGGCGUUCCACGAGCUGGUGUUGAGGGCGAUGGACGGCGGCGAUCCGGCCCGGACGGGCACGGUGCGGAUCCGCGUGACGGUGCUGGACGCGAACGACAACGCGCCCGUGUUCAGCCAGGCGGAGUACACGGUGCGUGUGGCGGAGGACGUGCCCGUGGGCUCCAUCCUCGUCACCGUCUCGGCCACCGACCCCGAUGAGGGUAUGAACGGGCAAGUAAAAUAUUCGAUGAAGAAAGAGAAGAACAUGGCAUCGGAUAUAUUCCAUCUCGACGCUGAGACGGGAGCAAUCACGUUGUUGCGCAACCUGGACUUUGAGGAAGGCGACUUUUAUGAGCUGGAGGUGCAGGCACAUGAUGGUGGAGGGCUUUUCGACACGACAAAAGUUGCGAUCUCCGUGACAGACGUCAACGAUAACGCGCCAGAACUGAGAGUAUCGUCGGCGCUAAGUGAGAUUUCUGAGGACGCGCCGUCAGGAACGGUGGUGGCCCUACUGCACGUGCACGACCACGACUCGGGGGCCAACGGCGAGGUGCGCUGCUCUCUCGAAGAGAGUGUCCCGUUCCUCCUGGAGAAGUCCCUCGAGGGCUACUACCGAGUGGUGACAGCGAGAGAGCUGGACCGGGAGCAGCAGUCGGAGUACAACGUGACGGUGCGGGCGUCCGACGGCGGGUGGCCGGCGCUGCAGAGCAGCAGGGUGCUGGCGCUGCGGGUGCUGGACGUGAACGACAACGCGCCGGUGUUCUCGCAGGAGCGCUACAGCGCGCGUCUCCGGUGCAGCCCCCGGCUCAGCUCAAAGGCGGCUGCAGUGCUGCGGCGGCGCCUCCGGGUGUCGCUGUUGGCCGCCGCCGAGCGGCGCUGGAGCCGCAGCCGCCGCCGCCGCAGCGUCCUGCCCCCGCAGGCUGCUCGCUCGCCCGGCCAGUGGCGGCCAGAGCGGCAGCGGCACGGGCAGCAGAGGCGAGAGGCGGGCACCUUGCCCUACUCCUACAACCUGUGCGUGGCCGCGCCGGCCCGCGCCGCCGCCGAGGCCGCUUGGCCGCCGCCGCCGCUGCCCAUCCUGCCCGCCGAGGAGCUUCUGGCCGGGGAGCCCUGCGACAAGCCGAGCCCGAGCAGCAGCGCCGUCGCGGGAGAGCCGCCCACAGACCCCGACACACCAAAGUUUCCCGUGGGCGAGGCAGGGCGGGCAUCUCUCGACAGCGCUCGGUGCCUGCAGUGCCGGGAGGAGGCUGCGGGCGCCGCUGUUGACCGAGAGGAGCGAGAGGAAGGUCGGAGCGCUGCAGCCCCGCCCGCUGCGGACCGGCUCGAUUGCUGGAUAAACUGGAUCUCUGGCUCGGGUAGCGGUCGGUUUCCCAUCAUUCGGGCAGUGCGGAGCCGAGAUACAGGGAGGCAGAGAGUCCGGCGGCAGAGGCAGAAAGCGUGUUGCGGUGCCGGCGGUGCGGCGGCGGAGAUGUGCUCUGCGGGGAGGCGCUGGGGCCGGCGGCAGCGAGUCCUGCUCUGGGGCGUCUUGCUGGCGGCCUGGGAGGCGGCGUGGGGGCAGCUGCGCUACUCGGUGAACGAGGAGAUGCCCAAGGGCUCGUUCGUGGGCGACGUGGCCAAGGACCUGGGGCUGCAGAUUCCAGCGCUCAGCGAUCUGGGCGUCCAUGUUGUCUCUGAAGGCAAGACGCAGUAUUUCACUCUACACGGGAAGACGGGACAUUUAGUGACGGCCGAGAGGAUCGACAGAGAGCAGCUGUGCCGGCUGGUGGAGAAAUGCGUGCUGCGCUGUGAGCUGAUAGUGGAGGGGGAAAUGCAAGUAUAUGGUAUUGAAGUAGAAAUCAUGGAUAUUAAUGACAAUGCCCCGAGCUUCAAGGAAAUCGAACUGGAGCAGAGAAUAAGCGAAACGAUGGCUCCAGGGUCGCGCUUCCCUUUGGUCGAGGCUCACGACCCGGAUUCGGGACGGAAUUCCCUGCAGAGCUACGAGCUGAGCGGCGACGAGCACUUCUCGCUGGCCGUGCAGACGGGCCCCGCCGGGGAUCAGCGUCCCGAGCUGGUGCUGGCGAAGGCGCUGGACCGGGAGGAGGUGGCGUUCCACGAGCUGGUGCUGAGGGCGAUGGACGGCGGCGAUCCGUCCCGGACGGGCACGGCGCGGAUCCGCGUGACGGUGCUGGACGCGAACGACAACGCGCCCGUGUUCAGCCAGGCGGAGUACACGGUGCGUGUGCCAGAGGACGUGCCCGUGGGUUCUGUCCUCGUCACCGUCUCGGCCACCGACGCCGAUGAGGGUAUGAACGGGGAUGUAAAAUAUUUGAUAAAGAAAGCAACAGACCGGGCAUUGCAGACAUUCCAGCUGGAUGUUAAGAAGGGAGCAAUCAUGCUCGUGAGAAGCCUGGACUUCGAGGAAGACAGCUACUAUGAACUGGAAGUGCAGGCACACGAUGGUGGUGGUCUCUCCGACGCAGCGAAAAUUGGGAUCACGGUGACAGACAUUAACGACAACAUGCCCGAGAUUUCGCUGCGUUCUGCGCUGAGUGAGAUUUCAGAGGACGCUCCAUCAGGAACGGUGGUGGCCCUGCUGCACGUGCACGACCAAGACUCAGGGGCCAAUGGCGAGGUGCGCUGCUCGCUCGACGGGGAUGUCCCGUUCCAACUGGAGAAAUCCUAUGAGGACUACUACCGCAUGGUGACAGCGAGAGACCUGGACCGGGAGCAGCAGUCGGAGUACAACGUGACGGUGCGGGCGUCCGACGGCGGGUGGCCGGCGCUGCAGAGCAGCAGGGUGCUGGCGCUGCGGGUGCUGGACGUGAACGACAACGCGCCGGUGUUCUCGCAGGAGCGCUACAGCGCGCGUCUGCGGGAGAACAACGCGGCGGGCGCGCUGCAGCAGCAGCUGCUGGCCACGGCCGGCGCCGCCUUGCGCGGCGUGCCUGCCACGCACUUCGUGGGCAUCGACGGCGUCCGCGCCUUCCUGCACUCCUACUCGCACGACGUGUCUCUCACGGCCGACUCGCGCAAGAGCCACCUGCGCUUCUCGGCCGCCAGCUGCUGCGACACCCUCCCGGCCCGUCCACCGCCCGACGAGCCCGCGCCGCUGCUCGGUGACGAGGAUCUUGCUUGUCCCCAGAACGCGGACCCAACCCCUCCCCCGCUGAGCGAGCGGGCGGCGGGCGCCGAGGCGCCGGCCGAGCUGCAGUUCUACCUGGUGCUGGCGCUGGCGCUGCUGUCGGCGCUCUUCGUGCUCAGCGUGGCGCUGGCCGUGCUGGCGCGGCUGCGCCGGGCCGGGCCGCCCGCCGUGCUGCGCUGCCUGGGCGCGCAGCGCUUCUCACUGGCCGGCGCCGCCUUCCCGCCCGACUUCUGCGAGGGCACCUUGCCCUACUCCUACAACCUGUGCGUGGCCGCGCCGGCCCGCGCCGCCGCCGAGGCCGCUUGGCCGCCGCCGCCGCUGCCCAUCCUGCCCGCCGAGGAGCUUCUGGCCGGGGAGCCCUGCGAGAAGCCGAGCCCGAGCAGCAGCGCCGUCGCGGGAGAGCCGCCCACAGACCCCGACGCACCACAGGUCUGUAAGCCCCUUCACUCCUCUCUGAACUUUUCAGAAUGUGACAUCUGCUUGAGCGUCCUGUGGGCGAGGCAGGGCGGGCAUCUCUCGGCAGCGCUCGGUGCCUGCAGUGCCGGGAGGAGGCUGCGGGCGCCGCUGUUGACCGAGAGGAGCGAGAGGAAGGUCGGAGCGCUGCAGCCCCGCCCGCUGCGGACCGGCUGGAUCGCUGGAUUCCUGGUUCGGAUCGCGCUCGGUUUCCAAUCAUCCUUGCAGUGCGGAGCCGAGAUAUAG